UCGACUUUUUAUACAGACAUUUUAGAUUAAAAUAUUCAAGUACCAGUGGUGUCUUUCUUAUAAAAGGAGUCACAGUGUGACAUUUUAAAAAAACACUAAGGUUGGAGUCAGAGUUGUACAUUACAAAUUUGCUGGAGGCUGAGUCAGGCUUUUUGUUUACCAACUUCACCACACUGGCUGACAUAUAUACUUAUUAAGGAUAUCAGAACAAUUCAUUAAUCUAGACAUUUUUAGCCUUUACUAGGUCAUCCUCAGCUACCAAAAAAUAUAAUACAUUUGAAUCCUAGAAUAGAAUAACAUGAAUAGAUUUUUAAAAUUAACCAGUCAUAAAGCAUAAUUUAUCAGUUGUUAUGAUACACCAUUAAAAUGAUUAAUAAAAUGUAACAUUAACUGUUUUUUAGUGUUAUUUGGCUAUAUAUUAAUUGAAAGAGUUUCAGUUUGUUUGACUUAGUUAACUUUUAGAAUUAAUUUCUGUUUUUGUUUUAUUACUACUUCAGGAUGAGACCAAAACAUGUUUCUAACUGUCCAAUUCAUUACUUUAUGCUGAUUUAAGACUUUCUCAACAAAUCUAUCAAAUAAAAGAAGAAUGAAUUUGAACAUAACAACUAUUGGUAGGUUAAAAGUUUUAUAACAGCCAAUGAGAUUGCUAUGUGACAGGUCUAUAGUAUUUUUACUGUUAAUCUGAAAUUCUGCCAGUUGAAGUUAGUUGGCCUUUGGAAUGAUAAAUUGCCACACUGGGACCCAGAUACAAAAUUGAAAGAAGCCAUUGGGGGAGAGGAGCCUCACGAUACCAUAGAACAGAUAGACACAAAUCACCUACAAACAGCCUGGAAAACAUUUGUUGUACUGAUGAUUGUGGUGUAAAAUGCUAAAUUUUAAAUAAGCUCAAUGUAUUUUAAUUGAAUAAAACUGUUGAUUUUUUGACAGGUUUAUGCUAGUCUUGAAAAUGGACAGCGCAUGUAUUUUACAAUGGAAAAUGUACAUGCAAGAGCAUUAUCGCCACCAAAAACAAUGUUAACUGCAUUCUUCUCAUUGUGCACGGAUGAUUUGUUUGCAAAAACGCUACUUUACUCAGAAGUGCCAAAAUACUACACAUGGAAUGCAUCAGCGAAAAAGUUUCAACGUCGUAAACAGGGGAAACCAGUUGAAGGACAUCCGAAUUUAUAUUCGUCCGACAUGUUAGGCCGUCUUUAUGCAGUUCAUCCAAACAAUCAAGAAUGUUUUUACUUGCGAUUACUGUUACUCAACGUACGUGGACCAAAAUCCUUCCAAGAACUGAGAAGAGUGAAUGGUGAAGUAUGUGCGACCUAUCGAGAAGCUUGCCAAGAAUUAAAUCUUCUUGAAAACGAUGCACAGUGGGACACAACACUCGCUGAUGCAUCGAAUACUGCUCAACCACAGCAAAUAUGCACGUUAUUUGCGAUAAUAUUGACGACGUGUUUCCCAUCCAAUCCGAAAGAUCUUUGGGAAAAAUACAAAGAUUACAUGAGUGAAGACAUCCUACGUCGUUUGCAAGCAACGAAUCAGAAUCCAGACAUGCAAUUCACACCACACGUGUAUAAUGAGGCGUUUGUUUCGAUCGAGGAUAUAUGUUUGACAAUCGUUAACAAAGGAUUGGGGCAGUUGGGAAUGUGUGCACCGAAUCCAUCUGCAAAUGACGCAUAUGAUCGUGAUUUGCAACGUGAAACACACUUCAAUGUCGAUGAUUUGGGUACAUUUCUUGAAACGAAUCUUCCAAAAUUGGUUUCAGAACAACGCAUUGUAUAUGACACAAUAAUGCAAGCAAUUACAAAUCAAAGGGGUGAAUUGUACUUCAUAGAUGCAUCCGGAGGUACAGGCAAAACUUUUCUCAUUUCACUAAUUUUGGCAACCGUUCGAUCACGGAAUAAAAUUGCACUGGCAAUUGCAUCAUAUGGAAUUGCGGCAACACUUUUGGAUGGUGGUCGAACAGCGCAUUCAGCACUGAAAUUGCCAUUGAAUUUGCAAACCACUGAGACGCCAACAUGCAAUAUCACCAAAAAUUCCGGAAUGGGCAAAGUUCUCCAAACAUGUAAACUUAUCAUAUGGGACGAAUGCACAAUGGCUCACAAAAAAGCAUUGGAAGCGCUUGAUCGUACACUGAAAGAUUUGAGGGGAAAUGAACAGCCCUUCAGUGGAGCACUCAUUUUAUUGUCUGGUGAUUUUCGACAAACUCUGCCAGUUAACCACGUUUAACACCUGCUGAUGAACUUAAUGCAUGUCUGAAAUCAUCAGUUCUAUGGUGACAUGUAAAGAAAUUGACUUUGAAAACCAAUAUGCGUGUUGAAUUACAAAAUGAUGUAUCCGCUGAACGUUUCACAAAACAAUUGCUGGAUAUUGGGAAUGGGAAGAUGGCAAUAGACAGAUCUACACAAUGUAUCACAUUGCCAACAAAUUUUUGUAAGAUGACAUCAACCAAAGGUGAAUUGAUUCAAAAGGUUUUCCCAAAUAUCGUGCGGAAUUACAAAAAUCAUCAGUGGCUCAGUGCACGUGCUAUAUUAGCAGCUAAGAACAAAGAUGUCAAUGACAUCAAUUUCAGCAUUCAAAACAGAAUACCAGGCUAAGCAACAACGUAUAAGUCCAUCGAUACUGUUAUGAAUCAAGACGAAGUUGUCAGUUACCCAACGGAAUUCUUGAAUUCACUAGAUUUGCAAGAA
This is a messenger RNA of Centruroides sculpturatus (bark scorpion), 2675 nucleotides long. RefSeq lists its product as uncharacterized. Gene Ontology annotation, biological process: DNA repair; telomere maintenance. The record is from RefSeq and is a predicted model, not a curated record. Gene Ontology annotation, molecular function: DNA helicase activity. NCBI's taxonomy places the organism in Eukaryota, Metazoa, Arthropoda, Arachnida, Scorpiones, Buthidae. The transcript has a single exon. Bases 958 to 2214 code for a protein of 418 amino acids.